Penicillium coprophilum is the source of this 1791-nucleotide messenger RNA. RefSeq names its product GroES-like protein. Bases 1 to 1791 code for a protein of 596 amino acids. The record is from RefSeq and is a predicted model, not a curated record. Gene Ontology annotation, molecular function: phosphopantetheine binding. The transcript has 5 exons. Gene Ontology annotation, biological process: amino acid activation for nonribosomal peptide biosynthetic process; secondary metabolite biosynthetic process. Lineage: Eukaryota; Fungi; Ascomycota; Eurotiomycetes; Eurotiales; Aspergillaceae. Gene Ontology annotation, cellular component: cytoplasm.
AUGGCCACCCACCUCGCCGCCGUCUCCCUUGCAAAAGGAGAGCCUUUCGAGGUCCACACUCGGCCUACGCCAAAGCCAGGCCCAGGCGAGCUCCUCAUCGAGAUCAAAUCUGUAGCCCUCAACCCGGCAGACGGCCACAUGCGUGACCGAGGACUCUUCAUUUCCACCUACCCCACGGUAAUCGGCUUCGACAUCUCAGGGCUAGUCCUCGAGGUCGGCGAUAACGUUCCCAUCGGUGCUACCGAUGAAGAUACUCACCACUGUUUCCGACCGGGUAUCACACGUGUCGCCGCAUACGCCGCCUCCUUCUGGAGAUCCUGCGACCCUGACCACGGCGCCUUUCAGGAGCGGUGUCUCGUCCCCUGGCAGCACGCCGUGCCCUCCCGGAGGGUAUUUCUUGGAACCAAGCAGCAACACUGCCCGUCGCCGUUGAAUGUGGGUACGAUGGGCGUGCAAAGUGCUCGACUACUGCGGGAAGAUCGCGACUCUUCUUUCGCCGCCGUGUACGCUACUGCUGGUGCGGCGAAUAUGAAGUACAUAGGCACCCUAGGCGCGGAUCGCGUUUUCGAUUACAAUGAACCGCAGGUUGUUGAUGCGAUUGUUGCGACAGCCAGAGAAGACGGCCUAGUUAUUCGGCACUGCUUUCUUGCCACGGGACAGCUGGCGCCUUGUCAGGCCGUGCUCAAAGCUUUUGUCGGGGAUAAUAACGGGCAAGAAAAACUGAAGGCUAAGAUCGCGUCGGCACCGAUCAUCCCUCCCGAUGCCGAGGAGGUGAACGGGGUGGAAACUAUCUUUGUGAUGCCAUCGACGGAUGAGGGUGAGAGGUUGGAUCAAUUCCGGUAUUGGAUGGGGACAUGGCUUAGGGAGAACCUGGUUAAAGGAACUAUCAGGCCCAGUCCGGAGCCAAAGGUUGUGGGGAAGGCUUUGGGGGCUAUUAAUAUUGGGCUGGACAUGCUAUGGCAAGGUGCCAUAUACGUGUAUGCCAAACUCGAUAACUUGACGGAUCGACUGGCCGCAGAACUCCUGCAGCUUUCCGGGAAACUAUAUUCCUUCCUCCCUAUUAUGUGUCAUAAGUCGGCGUUGGCCGUCGCGGCCAUGCUGGCGGCGUGGAAGUCAGGAGCAGCCUUUGCCCUUAUUGACCCAAACCUACCGAGGGAGCGCCAGGAAUCUGUGCUGACGCAGCUUCGGAGUGGAGCUGUCUUCAUUCCUACAAACGCGGAGCGAAACAACUUGCUCCCAGCGUUUAUGCGGGAACAAGCCAUCAACACCAUGCUGUUGACACCUAGCGUGCUGCAAAUGUUAAACCCUGCAGAGUGCCCAACAGUCAAGACCGUUUUCACAGGUGGCGAGAAGAUGUCCGCGUUGGCCAUCGAAAAGUGGUCCUCCCAGGUCAGGCUCAUGAACGCCUAUGGACCCACCGAAACUGCCGUUCUUUGUUUCCCGUGUGAUCGAGUCACGAGUCUCACCUCUCCGGAAAAGCUUGGGUGGGCUCUAGGAGCCGUGGGAAAGCUCGUUGUUUGUGGCCUGACACUUGCACGGGGAUAUCUUAAUGAUCCGACGCGGACGGCAGCAGCUUUCCUGGAUGAUCCAGCUUGGGUACCGGACUUUGGUCCUGACAAUAGGGCGUCACGACGGGCGUACCGCACAGGCGACCUGGUUCGGUACGACGAUGAUGGCUCAGUGCAUAUUAUUGGCCGAAAAGAUCAGCAGAUCAAGCUACGUGGUCAGCGUAUCGAGCUGACCGAGAUUGAGCUUGCCGUGCACAGCCUCCUUCCGCACGGUGAUGUGUAG